Molecule: messenger RNA, 1536 nt
Organism: Acanthosepion pharaonis
Lineage: Eukaryota; Metazoa; Mollusca; Cephalopoda; Sepiida; Sepiidae
Source: the annotation of a GenBank genome assembly
AUGCAAAGUGCUGAUUCAUGGGUCGCUGAAGAAGCUCCUCCAUGGAAGAAAUUCAAAUCAGAGUUGCAAGUUGAGAAAGGAAGCAACAAUAAAGGUGUCAGUAAUAGCCCUUCUUCUGCAGGUAUUUUUUCUGGUUCUCAGCAGCAACCCACCACAGAUGAUUCCCAGCAGAAUGUCCCUGCGUCAGAUUCCCAGCUGAAUGUCCCUGCGUCAGAUUCCCAACAGCACAUAUCCACAGCUGAUUCCCAGCAGAAUGUCCCUGUGUCAGAUUCUAAGCUGAACGUUACCACAGCUGAUUCCCAACUGGUAGCUGAUUCUCGACAGAACAUCCCUACUACAUCUGAUUGCCAGAAGGACAUCAUGGUGUCAGAUUGCCAGCAGAACCUCCUUAUAUCUGAUUCCAGUCAGAGUUUAACCAAGUCUGUGCCUGUGGAAACUGAUUCCCGUUCAGAUGUCCAGAAGGAAAAUAUUUGUGAAAUGGUCUCAUCUGGAGAAAUUGGUCCGUUUAAGCCGCAGCUGACUGAAAUGGAAGAAGUUGAAAAUGAAUAUCAGCCUUACAACUUCAGCCAAGUACCCAAGUUCUUAGCCAAUUGCUCAGAAGAAUUCCAAAAGAGUAAUUUCCUUAAAGGAUGCAAGUGGGCACCUGAUGGCUCUUGUAUUCUGACUAACAGUGAAGAUCGUUGUCUUCGGCUAUUUAACCUCCCAGAACAGAUUUACAAUUCAGAAAUAAACAACAUUCCACCAUUGGAAUCUGUUCUGAAGAUGCAAGAAUCUGGGACAAUCUAUGACUAUUGCUGGUACCCUGGUAUGUCUUCAACCAUGCCAGAAACAUGCUGCUUGCUUAGCACAUCAAAAGACACACCGGUUCAUAUGUGGGAUGCUUUUACAGCAGAAUUACGAUGCAGUUAUCGAGCCUAUGACCAAAUGGAUGAAGUUGUUGCUGCCAACAGCCUGGCAUUUAGUUUGGAUGGCCAGAAACUUUAUUGUGGUUUCAACAAAAUGAUCAGAGUGUUUGAUGUUGAGAGGCCAGGGCGUCAGUUCACUGAACGACCUACAUAUGUUAAAAAAAGUGGCGGACAAGCUGGUAUUAUCUCAUGUAUAACUCCAUCUCCAGUGAACCACAAUCUUUAUGCUACAGGGUCUUAUUCCAAAGAAAUUGCUCUCUAUUGGGAACCAGCUGGUAAUCUGAUGUGCAUGUUCCAAGGGCAUCAAGGAGGAGUAACUCACAUUCUCUUUUCUCCUGAUGGCAACAGGAUUUACAGUGGAGGACGGAAAGAUCCAGAAAUCCUGUGCUGGGAUCUGCGGAGCCCAGGCACCAUUCUGUUUACUCUACUUCGGCAGUCAGAAACUAAUCAAAGAAUUUAUUUUGAUUUAGACAGAUCCGGUCGUUAUAUAAUGUCUGGUAACCAUGAUGGUACAAUUACAGUGUGGGAUACGACAGCUGCUCCUGUAACAGUAAGCAGUGACACAGAUCCACUCCUCUACCCUUGUCUGAUAUACCCCGCCCACAAUGACACAACAAAUGGAAUCAGGUGA